UAACCAGCUGGAUUGACGUGGAGGACGCGUCAAAUUAAUCUGAACAAACUUCAGACUCAGGGACAGACAAAUUUGCCAUUAUCGGAUAAAGAUCACCCAGGGCCCCUUUGUCCAAACCCUUUCCUUUUAAAGCACUCCUGUAGAGGGGGAAGCGAGACGCAGAACGGGGACCGAGCGUGAGGCUUUGAACUGAUUUCGUUUCUCCCGUCUCCUCUGCAAACGGGAGAAACAGCUCUUUUCAGCCAUUGAAGCGCAACUAUUUCAAAGACGGAAUCCCGAGCCAGAGGCAAAUGGAUCAAACGUACGGAGAGGUAAAUCAGUUAGGGGGCGUAUUUGUUAAUGGAAGACCCCUACCCAACGCUGUACGAAUCAGAAUUGUGGAACUAGCCCAGCUUGGAAUCCGACCAUGUGACAUCAGCAGACAGCUCCGCGUUUCGCACGGAUGCGUGAGCAAGAUUCUGGCUCGGUACAACGAGACUGGGUCCAUAUUACCCGGGGCCAUCGGAGGAAGCAAACCCCGGGUCACGACACCCAACGUGGUUAAAAACAUACGGGAUUACAAACAAGGUGACCCGGGAAUCUUCGCCUGGGAGAUCCGGGACAGGCUUCUCGCAGACGGAGUUUGUGACAAAUACAACGUUCCCUCGGUCAGCUCAAUAAGUCGCAUUCUGAGGAACAAGAUCGGAAAUCUCUCCCAGCCGAACCAGUACGAGAGCAGCAAGCAACCCCCGCCUCAGCACGCGCUGUCGUACAAUCACAUGUACCCGUACUCAUACCCCAACACAAUGUCGCCCACCGGGACCAAAAUGGGCAGCCCUGCCGGAGUCCCCGUCACGGCGGGCCAUGUAAGCAUUUCGAGGGCCUGGCCGUCGGUGCACACGGUCAGCAACAUUUUAGGCAUUAGGGCCUUCAUGGACCCCACAGCCAUUCCCGGAGCCGAAGGAUACCCACCGAAAAUGGAGGACUGGGCUAGCGUUAACCGAACGACUUUCCCAUCAGCCCACGGCGUCAACGGAAUCGACAAAUCCGCUAUUGAUUCAGACAUUAAAUACCCGCAGCAUUCGUCAAAUAUCUCCAGUUACGUUCCAGCUUGCGCCUAUUCCCCUUCCAACCAGUACGGAGUUUACAGUGGGCCGGCAGGCAGCUACGUGACCCCGGGACAUCACUGGCAGGCUCAGACCACGAGUCUGUCCCACCCAAGUAGCGGCGUGACUAUGCACGGGGGAGACAUCCAUUCUGCCAUGGCCUUCAAGCACCCAGCGCGGGACGGAGACAGAAAGCCCCCCAGCCCCCUGAGUAAGCAGCAGCAGGAGGCGCUGAGCGGCGCGCACGGACUCUCUCUCCCCACCUCAGCGUCGUAACACCGCAGCGCAGGAGGAACUCAAACACGCCAUUUACAAAAGAAACCAAAUUUAGUUGAGCGCAUUUCAAGAAUUCAAAACAGUAAGUGAAAGCACUAUAUUUAUAAAUUACCAGUCAAAGUGUUAACUACAUUUCCCCCAAUAUUGUUUAGUCGCAUGUGCAUAUAAAGUUGCUUUCCUAGAAACAAUUCGUCUGGAAACAAAUGAAUGUUGUCCGUGAGCAACGAUGCUGGUUGCUGGUAGCUUGGUCACCUUAUCAUUUUUGUACACCUUCACAUCUGUAAACCCCGCACAACCUAAAUUCAAUAAAGAUAAUGCUGAACAUUAUCUCAAGGUCAACAACAACUACAGCCUGUGUCCACUCCCAGUCGAACCUUGAUUCAGAAACCUGUCAUCGUUUAUUUCUGGCUUGUACAAGUGAAAGAAGACAGAAAAUGUUAAAGAUGUGAAAAAAAAGUCA
Messenger RNA from Megalops cyprinoides (Indo-Pacific tarpon), 1821 nucleotides. RefSeq names its product paired box protein Pax-1-like. The coding region runs from base 291 to 1361 and encodes 356 amino acids. Gene Ontology annotation, biological process: anatomical structure development; regulation of transcription by RNA polymerase II. Lineage: Eukaryota; Metazoa; Chordata; Actinopteri; Elopiformes; Megalopidae. The transcript has 5 exons. The record is from RefSeq and is a predicted model, not a curated record. Gene Ontology annotation, molecular function: RNA polymerase II cis-regulatory region sequence-specific DNA binding; DNA-binding transcription factor activity, RNA polymerase II-specific.